AUGGCGGAAGCUAUCAUCUCCCCUAUUGCUAGUAAGAUCGUCACUAAUCUGGUUCCUCAAGCACUAGAAAAUGCUGGAAAGUUGUGGGGUGUCAAGCAUGAACUCGAGGCGCUCGGGGACAUUGCCUCCAUGAUUCAAGCUGUACUGGGCCAUGCAGAAGAGAUAUACUACAAGAAUCCCCAAAUCAAAGAUUGGGUUGAUAAACUUAAAGAUGCUUUUUAUGACACGCAAGACUUGCUUGAAGAAUUCAAUGCAGAAGCUAUGCAACGAGAAUUGAGGGGCCACUAUGAAAUGAUGGAGGAGGUAAGGAUAUUUUUCUCAAGUUCAAACCAGCUUGCUUUUAAAAUGAAGAUGAGCUACAAACUUAGAGGAGUGAGGGAGAGACUAAAAGCCAUUGUGUAUGAUAAGGAAUUCCACUUGGACGAGCGCCCCAAGAGAGAGUGGAGGAAAAGAGAAGAGACGCAUUCGUUUACAAUGAGGCUAGAUAUUAUAGGGAGAGAUGAUGAUAAGAAGACAGUCAUAAAAUUUUUAUUGGAUUCAAAUGUGCAAGAGAAUCUUUCUAUCCUUCCAAUAGUUGGUAUUGGGGGGGUUGGAAAAACGGCUCUCGCUCAAUGUGUGUAUAAUGAUGAGAUGGUUAGUAAACAGUUUAACUUGAAAAUGUGGGUUUGUGUCUCUAUUGACUUUAAUAUGAAAAAAAUAGUGAAAGAUAUGGUAGCUUCUGCAAAGCAGAAAGAACCAACCGAAGGUGUGAUGGAAUUGUUGAUUAGUGAACUGAUGGGACAGAUUGAUGGAAAGAGAUACCUCUUAGUUUUAGAUGAUUUGUGGAAUGUAGAACAAGAAACAUGGCUAAGCUUGAAAACUUUAUUGUUGAGAGGUGCUAGAGGAAGCAAGAUCCUUAUAACUACACGCCAUCCUUUGGUUGCGGACAUCACCGGCACUGCUCCGGCUUAUCUUCUAGAGGGCUUGUCUGAAAGUGCAUCUCUAGAAUUACUAAUGCAAGCGGCUUGUUGUAAAGAAGAGGAGUUACAAGAUCCUGACAUGCUAGCUCUUGUUAAAGAUAUAGCUAGAAAGUGCUAUGGGGUUCCAUUAGCUCUUCGAACUAUUGGGAAUUUACUCUUUAAUAAAAGUAAGCAUGAAUGGGCGCAAUUCAAAGAAAAUGAGCUCCCAAAAGUGUCUCAAAGGGAAGACGGCAUAACAUUAAUUCUUAAGCUCAGUUAUGACAAUCUUCCUUCACAUUUGAAAAAAUGUUUUGCGUUUUGUUCAUUGUUUCCCAAAGAUUACGAGAUAAAGAAGCAGACUUUGGUCAAUCUUUGGAUGGCAGAAGGAUUUAUCCAACAAUCGAAUGGAAAUCGGCAUUUAGAAGACAUUGGUCAUCAAUAUUUCAUGGACCUGCUUUGGGGUAACUUCUUCCAAGAUUUUCAAAAAGAUUCAUUCAUGAACAAGGAGACAUGCAAGAUUCCUGCUUUGAUGCAUGAUCUAGCCUGUGUAGUUGCUGGGUUCGAGUAUUGGGUGGCAAGGGAUGAUCCAAAAUACAUACCUGAAAGAAUUCGUCAUAUAUCACAUGGUUUAACUUCCAAUUUGAUGGGUGAAUUUCCAAUCUUACUCUUGAAAGCACGUUCACUGAGAACAUUUCUUUCCGUGCCUACGUCUCAUGAAAUGGAGCAAAGAAAACCAACAAGUGAAGUAGAUCUAUGCCAGCUCAUUCAAAGUUUUAAGAGGUUGCGCAUCUUAGAUUUGCAUGCCGCAAUUGUCAAGAAGGUGCCAAGGUCCAUUUGCAAAGCUCUUGUUAAGAAGUAUUGUGGACUUGGGGAGCUAAAUGGGCUUAAUGACAUCCGGGAAAGCCUUAGCAUUGAAAAUUUGGGACACUCACAAGAUGCAAUAGCAGAAUCCAUGGCGGCGAACUUGAAAGGGAAGCGUUUUCUGGAAUCUUUGAUACUUAAAUGGAGCUAUCUCGAUACUGAUGAUGCAGCAAUUGGCGAUACAGAUAAAGAUCUAUUAGAUAAACUGAUGCCGAACUCAAAUCUGCAGAAGUUGACAAUCGACGGAUACGAAGGUGUGCAUCAUCUGUCAAACCUUGUGCAUCUUUCUUUUUCCAAUUGUGAGGAGCUGGAUUUAUCCAAAGGUGAAAGCGACAACGUCAAAGAUUCACAAGGACUUGAGAGUCUCCGGUAUGGAGAUCAUUAUUUCCCAGUAUUUACAGGGUGUGGCAACAUUGACAUCGACGUUGUUGUUCCCUCAGGAUGGCUUUCAGUGGGAUGUCCCUAA
Eucalyptus grandis is the source of this 2265-nucleotide messenger RNA. Its product is annotated as putative disease resistance protein RGA4. Bases 1 to 2265 code for a protein of 754 amino acids. Gene Ontology annotation, molecular function: ADP binding. NCBI's taxonomy places the organism in Eukaryota, Viridiplantae, Streptophyta, Magnoliopsida, Myrtales, Myrtaceae. Gene Ontology annotation, biological process: defense response to other organism. The record is from RefSeq and is a predicted model, not a curated record. The transcript is spliced from 5 exons.